AUGUCACUUUAUACUGGGAUGAUGUUACUUGAGGAGAUGGCCUGUGUAAUGUUCUCUUGGUGGUGCAGUAAACUUUUUGGUGGUGCAGUAAACUUUUUGGUGCAGUAUACUGGGAUUAUGCUAAUCUGUUUUUGGUGGUGCAGAACUUAUUAUGCUGCGGUUAUUGAGAACCGGGCUGAUUUUACUGGCCGUGUAGUAGUUGAUGUGGGUGCUGGUAGCGGUAUUUUGUCAUUAUUUGCUGCUCAGGCCGGUGCAAAACAUGUUUAUGCUGUGGAAGCAUCUGAAAUGGCAGAAUAUGCCCGUAAACUUAUAGCAGGAAACCCAACACUGGCUCAACGAAUUACAGUGAUUAAAGGUAGAGUUGAGGAUGUUGAGUUGCCAGAGAAAGCAGAUAUUCUGAUCUCAGAGCCCAUGGGCACUUUGUUAGUUAAUGAGAGAAUGCUGGAGUCUUAUGUCAUUGCCAGAGAUAGGUUUCUCACUCCUACUGGGAAAAUGUUUCCUGGGGUGGGAAGGAUUCACAUGGCGCCUUUCACUGAUGAAUAUUUGUUUAUCGAAAUUGCUAACAAGGUGUGUAAUGUGUUCGUGUGUAUAUGAGUGUGUGUUAGUGAUGAAUUUUUGUUUGUGGAAAAUGCUAAUGUGGUGCAUAAUUGUAUGCCUAUAUAUAAAAAGACACCACAUUUGUAUUUCUUGCAUUAUCUAAUACAUCUUCUCAUACAUCUUUAAAAUUAAAAGGAUUUCCCAGACACCACAUUUGCAUUUCUUUCAUUAUCUAAUACUACUUCCCAUGCAUCUAUAAAAUUAAAAGGAUUGUUUUGCUGCCUUGAGUUGCAGCAGUUUAAAAUGAAAAACAAAAUUUAUGUUUAUCAUGUAUUCAGGUUUGCAAAGAAGCCAACCUAAAGCAUCUCUUGCUUAGAUUUGAUUCAAUUGUCAUUCUAAUGGAUUUCAAUGAUAUUAUGAUACUAAAUUGUAACCUUGCUUCCCCUGACUGGCUGUUAAUCAGAGUACCAAAACAUUUUACUUUGUAAAAUGUUGAUUUCAUAAUUCAUGUUUUAGAAUUGCUCCA
Messenger RNA from Lathyrus oleraceus (garden pea), 1063 nucleotides. RefSeq names its product probable histone-arginine methyltransferase 1.3. The coding region runs from base 1 to 594 and encodes 197 amino acids. NCBI's taxonomy places the organism in Eukaryota, Viridiplantae, Streptophyta, Magnoliopsida, Fabales, Fabaceae. Gene Ontology annotation, biological process: peptidyl-arginine methylation, to asymmetrical-dimethyl arginine; chromatin remodeling. The record is from RefSeq and is a predicted model, not a curated record. Gene Ontology annotation, molecular function: histone H3R2 methyltransferase activity. The transcript is spliced from 7 exons.